Messenger RNA from Lycium barbarum (goji berry), 2061 nucleotides. RefSeq lists its product as uncharacterized. The record is from RefSeq and is a predicted model, not a curated record. NCBI's taxonomy places the organism in Eukaryota, Viridiplantae, Streptophyta, Magnoliopsida, Solanales, Solanaceae. The coding region runs from base 1 to 2061 and encodes 686 amino acids. The transcript is spliced from 6 exons. Gene Ontology annotation, molecular function: zinc ion binding.
AUGGCACAGCUUCAGCUUAUUGAGGACAUGACCCUAAAUAGGAAGGUGUGGAGAUCGAUGAUUAAGCUAGAGGGUUUUGUGAAGAAAAUGGACGAUGUGUUUGUGACUUUGAGAUUUAACCACGGAGGUAAUUUAGAAAAAAUCCCUCGUAUUAAGUAUGUUGGAGGUAGUGUGACAGAUUAUUUUGAUGUUGAUCUUGAUAAAUUCUCUUAUUUUGAGCUUGUUUACUAUGUUAAAGAAAUCGGUUAUAAUGUUUCAUCUUGUUGUGGUAGUCAAACAUUUGAGGGUAGUGAAGGCUUAGGGUUUGAAGAGGCUGCUGGUGGGACUUCAGCUGCUACUGCAGCUGAUGAUGGUAAUGAUUCUGACUUAGAAAGUGAGAGUGAAUCUGAGGAGUCUGACAAUGUAGUGGUAGAGGAAGGAAAAUUGGGUGGAGAUGAGCCAUUUUAUGACUCAGAUGACCCAGGUAGCUUUGAAAUAGAGACUGAUGAUGAAGCUGAUGACGAAGAUGUGGUUGAAAAGCCUACUAAAAAGUCAAGGAGACUAAAAAGAAUUAGAAAUAGGGUUAUUUUUUAUCCUAAGUGUAAAGAAAUAGUUUGGGAGAUUGGUCUUGCAUUUGAAAGUGCUAAACAGUUUAGGAAAGCACUUACUAGGUAUGCAGUUCAAGAACAUGUAGAGUUGGAUAAAUAUGUCAAUGAACCAACUAGGGUGAGGGUAAAGUGUACUGCUGGCUGUCCAUGGUUAUUGUUUGCCAGUUUUGAUUCUAGAACAAAAGAUUUUGUUGUGAAGAAUUAUAAUCCUGUUCACAAGUACAAUGGCACAACAAAGAACAAGUUGGUAAAUUCUUUGUAUAUUUCAGAAAGGACUGUGGCAAGGAAAGCCAGAAGCAUUGUUUUGCAACAAAUCAUGGAUGACAAUGUAGAGGAGUUCAAAAGAAUUUUGGAUUAUAGGGAUGAGCUUUUAAGGACUAAUCCAGGUAGCACAUGUGUGGUUAGGCUGCGUGAAGAAACUUUUGAAGGUGGAGUCAAAAGGUUUCAGUCCUUUUACAUAUGUUUUGAUGCCAUGAAGAAGGCAUUCAAGGCUGGUUGUAUGAGGGCAUUUGGGUUGGAUGGGUGUUUUUUAAAAGGUGUUAGUAAAGGGCAAAUGCUUGUGGCUGUUUGUAAAGAUGGGAACAAUCAGAUGCUACCACUGGCUUGGGCAGUGGUUGAAGUUGAGAAUGCUUUUACUUGGAGAUGGUUUGUCAACAUUCUAAGGCAUGAUCUUGAGCUUGGAGAUGAGACUGGUUUGACAACUCUUUCAGAUAUGCAAAAGGGUCUGGAUAUAGCCAUUAAGGAUCUGCUGCCAAAUGCAGAACAAAGAAUGUGUGCAACACAUGUGCUUGCCAAUUUUUCCAAAAAAUGGAAAGGCAUAGAAAUUAGAAACUACUUCUGUAGAUGUGCUAAGUCCACAUAUGAGCAGGAGUUGCAAAAAAAUUUGGAUCAUAUGGAGAAGUUAGGUGAUGGAAUAAAUGGAGAUUUGUUGUAUUACAACACAGAUAGGUGGUCCAAGGUCUACUUUAAAUACCUCAGCAGUUGUGAUAGUGUUGACAACAACAUGGCCGAGAGUUUUAAUUCUUGGAUUUUGGGGCCAAGGCACAAGACCAUUAUCACAAUGCUUGAGGAAAUUAGGGUCAAAAUGAUGAGAAGGGUAGGACAACUAAGAGAGUUUUCUGAGACUUGGAUAACAAACAUCAGCCCAAUGGCUUUGAAGGUAUUGCAAGAGAACACAUCAAAGUCAAUGAAGUGUACUCUUGAAUGGAAUGGUGAAUAUGGCUUUGAGGUCAAGGACAGUUGGGGUAAUAAAUUCAUAAAUCUGAACAGCAAUACCUGCAUUUGUAGAUCUUGGAUGCUGAAAGGUAUUCCCUGCUAUCAUGCCAUAGCUGCACUUCAUUUCAGAAAAUUGGAACCUAUUCACUAUGUUGCACAUUGGUACACUAAGGACACUUACCUUAAAACAUACAACUCAUUCAUUCAACCUGUUACUAAUAUGGCAAUGUGGCCAAAGUCAAUCAAUCCUCCCACCUGA